AUGGCAAAGCCGAAGACUGACUUCCCACCCGUAAGGGCCUGUCUCUUCGACAUGGACGGCCUCCUCAUCGACUCGGAGGACAAAUACACAAUCAGUACCAAUACCAUCCUGAACAAAUACGGAAGACCCAACAUCCCAUGGUCCUUGAAAGCCAAACUCCAAGGCCGGCCCGGCCCAGCCGCCGGCGACGUCCUACACGAAUGGGCCCAGCUCCCCAUCCCGCGCGCCCAGUACGCCUCGGAAGUGCACGCCCUCCAGCAAAGCCUCUUCCCAACCUGCGCCCCCCUACCCGGCGUCCCGGUCCUCCUCCGAAACCUGCACACGGCCACGACGACCACCCCCCCGCGGCGGCAGCUGCACCUAGCGCUAGCGACGAGCAGCCACCAGCACACGUUCGCGCUCAAGACGCGCCACCUCGAGCAGGACCUCAUGCACGUCUUCCCAGCCGAGCGGCGCGUCCUAGGCGACGACGCGCGCAUCGCUCCCGGCCGGGGGAAGCCGAGUCCGGACAUCUACCUCCUGGCCCUGGCGGACGUCAACGCCACGCGGCCGGCCGGCGAGGAGGAGAUCCGGCCCGAGGAGUGUCUCGUGUUUGAGGACUCGGUGCCGGGCGUGGAGGCCGGCAGGAGGGCCGGCAUGCGCGUGGUGUGGUGUCCGCAUCCGGAGCUGUACCGCGAGUUCCAGGGGAGGGAGGGGGAGGUGCUGGCGGGUCAGACGGGCCAGGCGGGGGAGGUGGAUAUGCAUCUUGUGGGCGAGGUGGGAGAUGGCUGGGCUGACUAUUUGCCUAGUUUGGAGGCCUUUCCGUAUGAGAGGUAUGGGAUUGUGGUGAAGUGA
This is a messenger RNA of Drepanopeziza brunnea f. sp. 'multigermtubi' MB_m1, 834 nucleotides long. RefSeq lists its product as uncharacterized. The record is from RefSeq and is a predicted model, not a curated record. Lineage: Eukaryota; Fungi; Ascomycota; Leotiomycetes; Helotiales; Drepanopezizaceae. Gene Ontology annotation, molecular function: phosphatase activity.